This is a messenger RNA of Knipowitschia caucasica, 564 nucleotides long. The record is from the annotation of a GenBank genome assembly. Lineage: Eukaryota; Metazoa; Chordata; Actinopteri; Gobiiformes; Gobiidae.
AUGAUUUAUGGGGGGAAAAAUAGCGGCGUCGAACGGCCCUCGCGACUCCCUGCUCCGCUACGACUCCCCGCACCGCGCUCCGCUGCGACUCCCCGCACCGCGCUCCGCUACGACUGCCCGCUCCGCUACGGCUCCCCGCACCGCUACGACUCCCCGUUCCGCUGCGACUCCCCGCACCGCUACGACUCCCCGCUCCGCUGCGACUCCCCGCUCCGCUGCGACUCCCCGCACCGCGCUCCGUGCCGCUACGACUGCCCGCUCCGCUACGGCUCCCCGCACCGCUAUGACUCCCCGCUCCGCUGCGACUCCCCGCACCGCGCUCCGUGCCGCUACGACUGCCCGCUCCGCUACGGCUCCCCGCACCGCUGCGACUCCCCGCACCGCUACGACUCCCCGCUCCGCUGCGACUCCCCGCACCGCUAUGACUCCCCGCUCCGCUGCGACUCCCCGCACCGCUACGACUCCCCGCUCCGCUGCGACUCCCCGCACCGCUACGACUCCCCGCACCGCGCUCCGCCUCCCCGCACCGCGCUCCGCUACGACUCCCCGCACUGCGUGACCUAG